Molecule: messenger RNA, 1254 nt
Organism: Neohortaea acidophila
Lineage: Eukaryota; Fungi; Ascomycota; Dothideomycetes; Mycosphaerellales; Teratosphaeriaceae
Product: peptidase C13 family-domain-containing protein
Exons: 1
Coding region: 1-1254 (417 amino acids)
Biological process (GO): protein localization to cell surface; proteolysis; attachment of GPI anchor to protein
Cellular component (GO): GPI-anchor transamidase complex
Molecular function (GO): GPI-anchor transamidase activity
Source: RefSeq, a predicted model, not a curated record
AUGCGCCUUAUCCAUCUCCCCUCCGCCCUCCUGGCGCUCCUCAGUCUCCCCCUCCUGACUCCCGCUACCCACACCUCCAACUGGGCAGUGCUGGUCUCGACGUCGCGCUUCUGGUUCAACUACCGCCACCUCGCCAAUGUUCUCUCCCUCUACCGCACCGUCAAGCGCCUUGGCAUCCCCGACAACCAAAUCAUCCUAAUGCUGCCCGACGACAUGGCAUGUAACCCGCGCAACUCCUUCCCCGGCAGCGUCUUCAACGACAAGAGCCGCGGCCUCGACCUCUACGAUGACAAGAGCGGUGCGUUGGGAGGGGAUGACAACCUCGACAUGGGCGGAAUAGAAGUGGACUACCGCGGCAACGAAGUGACCGUUGAGAACUUCAUCCGCCUGCUGACCGAUCGCUGGCCGGCAUCACACCCGCACAGCAAGCGCCUCAUGACCGGCCCACAAUCCAACAUCCUCAUCUACAUGACCGGCCAUGGGGGGAACGAGUUCCUCAAAUUCCAAGACAGCGAGGAGAUUUCCUCCUUCGAUCUGGCCGAUGCCUUUGAGCAGAUGUACGAGAAGAAGCGCUACCACGAGAUGCUAUUCAUGAUCGACACGUGUCAGGCGAACACCAUGUACUCGGCCUUCUACAGCCCCGGAAUUAUAGCCACCGGGAGCUCGGCGAAAGACCAGAGCAGCUAUAGUCAUCACGCUGACCAGGAUGUCGGCGUGGCAGUCAUUGACCGCUGGACCUACUUCUACCUCGAGUUUCUCGAGUCACGCCUCAACAGUACCAGUUCCGACGUGCGGCUGGGCGAGCUGUUCGACUAUCAGACCUUUGACCGCGUGCAUUCCGACGCGGGCGUGCGGUAUGAUCUCAUCGCGGGCGGUGAGCACGCGGCAAGGGACAAGCGCGUGCUGGAUUUCUUUGGCAAUGUGCAAGGGGUGGAGAUCGAGCCCGGCCUGAGAGCCGCUCCGGAAGACUGGAAGAAGGAUUUGGAGGCGUUGCAGAAGAUUCUGGAGUCGACGCAGGAGAAGCUGGAUGUAUUGAGCGGUGUCGACGAUGCUGCUGCCAGUCUUCAUGCGAAAGGAGCCGAGGCCACAGCUGCUACUGCAAGUAAUGGCCAGGCGGUCAGCAGGACUGCUCUCGACAUGGCACACCAGGGCGACAAGUGGCUCAAGAAGGUUGCCGGCGCCGCCUCACUACUGGUCCUUUCUGGCGUGUGGCUUGCAUCGAGUGCAUGGACGAAGCGAGCCGCGAGUGCAUAA